Messenger RNA from Saprolegnia parasitica CBS 223.65, 348 nucleotides. RefSeq lists its product as hypothetical. The transcript has a single exon. NCBI's taxonomy places the organism in Eukaryota, Oomycota, Saprolegniomycetes, Saprolegniales, Saprolegniaceae. The record is from RefSeq and is a predicted model, not a curated record. The coding region runs from base 1 to 348 and encodes 115 amino acids.
AUGUCGCACCAGACCAACGCCACGGCGCCGCUUGACGAAUUGAACGACACCAUUCGCGAGGGCCAAUCGGCCAACUCCAUCCUCCGAACCAUCGAAAAUGCAAGCGAGGACGUCGACAACUCGACCGAAGCCGGAAGCUUCUCCCAAGACUUUUUGGGGGCUCUUGCCAGAGCCAUGCACAACAAAAUAAGCGGGGGCAUUGUGGCCUUUGUCCUCGCGCUCAUCCAGAUCAUCGAAAAGUGGAUCAGCAAAGCCAUCAAUUCGGGCCUCAGCUCGGUUGCGUUUGCACUCCAAAAACUCCAGCGCACGUGCAUUCAGCAACUCGAGUGUCGUUCCGUGAAGUACUGA